UCAGAUAAAAGAUGACGAAGGAGAAGAAAGGAUCUGCUCCUACCCCCACCAAGGGUAAAGGAGGAGGGAAGGGUUCAGGAAAGGAUAUUGAUCUCAAGGAUUGUCCUCUGGAGUUUAAACAGUUCUCAGUUGAAAAUCCUAAAUACCUGAGUAUUCUGAAGGAGGGGGAGAACAUAGGUUUAGAAGAUUUGGACAGUUUGCAGUUCGAACUAGAGGCUCUGCUUAGUAAAGCUGUGGUUAGAAAAAGGUAUCUGAGGGAUGAAAGUGAAAUAUUGCAGAACAUCGAGAAGCACAAAGGAAAGAUGAAAAAGAAUCCCGGGUCCCCUGGGAAACGAGGAUCAGGACGGGACGGAAACUCUGCCAAGAAGUUAAAGCUAAGCUCUGGUAAAGUUGGUGAACUUAGACCUGGUAAAUCUAAACCUGAGGUUGAGCCCCACGACCCCCUGGAGAAUGAACAGAUUAAACCUCCUGCUCCUGAACCAAAGAAACAGUUUAUUCCUAAAAAUGAAACUCCCAAUAGAUUCUGGAAUUUUGUUGAACCAUACUGUGCUCCUAUACAACAUGAUGAUGUCAGAUUUUUAGAAGAUUUAAUCAAGGGUUAUGGUGAUAUGAAUGAAUACUUCAAAAUUCCACCUCUUGGACAGCACUAUGCCAUCAGAUGGGCUAAAGAAGAUCUAGAGAAUGAAAAAGAGAAGGGAAAUGAAACUGGAGAAAAGAUAAAGUCAGAAGAUUCAAAAGAUUUUCUUGCAGCGGCAACACGGAAGGAAGUUAAAAGUGAUUCAACUCCAUUUGGUGAGCUGACUCAACGAUUAGUUCAGGUUCUAAUGGAGGAGAACAGUAACUCUGGGGAGGACGGGACGGAUAGGAUCUCCGGGGGAGGAGGAGAGCAGACAGGUUCAAGGAACUCAUUUAUCCAGUCCCUCAGGGUAGCAGGAGAGGAAUCACUAGAGAAAAAUAUUCAAAAGGAGCUUGAGGAGUCCGGUAUCUUGGACCCAGCUGACAUGGAGGGGGAGGAUA
Molecule: messenger RNA, 1017 nt
Organism: Eurytemora carolleeae
Lineage: Eukaryota; Metazoa; Arthropoda; Copepoda; Calanoida; Temoridae
Gene: Ada3
Product: transcriptional adapter 3
Biological process (GO): regulation of transcription by RNA polymerase II
Cellular component (GO): SAGA complex
Molecular function (GO): transcription coactivator activity
Source: RefSeq, a predicted model, not a curated record